AGGGUGAGAAGGAGGAGGAGGAGGGCGAGGAGAAAGGGAAGGGUAAGGGUACUGCUAAGGGUGCUGCUAAGGGGAAGAAGGAUGUGAAGAAAGAUACCAAGAAGGAAGAUGGGGAUAAGAAAGACCAGCAAGAGGAUGAGGAGCAGAAUGACGGGGAGAAUGAAGACGAGGAGUUAGAUGAGGAUGAUGAGGAGUACCAGGAAGACGAAGGGGAAGGAGAAGACGAAGACGAGGAAGAAGAAGAAGAAGAAGAAGAAGAAGGAGUGGAGCAGCAGGUGGGCGAUGAUGAGGAAGCGGAAGGCGAUGCCCCCGACAAAAAGAAGCAAAAGACGAAGUAA
This is a messenger RNA of Aspergillus aculeatinus CBS 121060, 338 nucleotides long. RefSeq lists its product as uncharacterized. The annotation marks the transcript as partial. The transcript has a single exon. The record is from RefSeq and is a predicted model, not a curated record. Lineage: Eukaryota; Fungi; Ascomycota; Eurotiomycetes; Eurotiales; Aspergillaceae.